Peniophora sp. CBMAI 1063 is the source of this 1305-nucleotide messenger RNA. Lineage: Eukaryota; Fungi; Basidiomycota; Agaricomycetes; Russulales; Peniophoraceae. The record is from the annotation of a GenBank genome assembly.
AUGAAGUUCUCUACGACUCUUGCCACUGCUUCUUCUCUCAUCGCCUCUGCGUACGCCGCGCCUGCGAUCCGCGCGCGCGUCGACGACACGACUUCAUCCUCGAACUCCUCCAUGUCAUUGAAUGGAACGGUCAACUUAGCGCAAUCGGGCUCGAAGGGAGCUGCAUACUUUAUCACCAACGAUCCUUCGGGCAACUACAUAGUGUCGGCGAACAUCAACGGAGAUGGGUCCCUUACUCUCACUAAUGCCGUCUCUACCGGUGGCCUCGGCGAGCACGGCAAUGUGACAGGCGCGGACCCUCUGUACUCGCAGGGUGCGAUUGUCGUGAACUCCAAGACCAAUAUGCUCGCCACUGUCAACGCUGGCUCCAACACGAUAUCGCUUUUCUCGAUUGACCCAUCCUCGCCUACGACGCUCACGGCAGUCGGCGCACCAGUCGCAUCCGGCGGCGAGUUCCCGCAGAGCGUAGCUUUCAGCGAUGCCGGAGACAAGCUCUGCGCGCUCAACGGCGGCUCCCUCGACGGUAUUCAGUGCUUCUGGGUCAACGCCACUACCGGUCUCAAGUCCGUUACGAACACGCAUCGCUGGCUCGGAUUGAAUCAGUCCACUCCCGCCACGGGACCUGCCGGAACAGCCAGUCAGAUCAUCUUCAGCGAGGACCAAAAGUCAGUCUACGCGGCCGUGAAGGGAAACCCGGCCAUAAAUGCCACGGGGUUCAUCGCCGCAUGGGAUGUCGCCGAAGAUGGUGCGCUCUCUGAGGAGUUCUACCGCAUCACCCUCCCGCCCGGUGCCGCCCUUCCGUUCAGCUUGAACUACAUCCCGGGCAGCAAUGGUAGCCUGCUCGUUACGGAUGCUGCUGUCGGCGUCGACGUGUUCGACUUCGCUCAGGGCCUCGACGCCGUCUCCAGCAACCGCGCUACACUCGCGUACCCGAUUGCCAACCAGAGUGCUGUUUGCUGGGCAGCAUGGAGCAACGCUACCGGUAGCUUCUACGUCACCGACUUCAACACGGGCCGUAUCUCGGAGCUCGCUGUCGACCCAACUACGCUGAACAUGACGUUCAUCGCGGAUUACUACACGCAGGAGAAUGCCGGGCUCAUUGACCUCGAGGUUGCCUCGAUUGAUGGGGACGACUACCUCUACGUUGCUAUGGGUGGGGCCGCGGCUAUCCAGGUGUUCUCGUUGCCGGCUGCUGGUCAAGCCACUAAGCUACAAACUGUUGAUCUCUCAGGUCCCGCUGCCGCCGUCGGUCUUCCUCUGACGGGUGAGAACAUCCAGGGUAUGGCCGUGUACGUUAUCCAGUAG